Molecule: messenger RNA, 1080 nt
Organism: Penicillium argentinense
Lineage: Eukaryota; Fungi; Ascomycota; Eurotiomycetes; Eurotiales; Aspergillaceae
Exons: 2
Coding region: 1-1080 (359 amino acids)
Cellular component (GO): cytoplasm
Source: RefSeq, a predicted model, not a curated record
AUGUCGGACCCGACCCUAUAUCUCUACACCUCCCUGACCGCAGGCUCCUCGCACAUCGUCACCGCCACUGCCCGCGUGGAGACAAUCCUCAAGGCCAACAAACUCCCCUUUCGGGCCAUUGAUGUCGCGACAGACGAGGCCGCCCGCAAGCUCUGGGGUCGUCGAUCCAAGGGCAAGAAGUUGCCCGGUCUGGUGAAGUAUGGAAAUAUUAUCGGACCUCCCUUCCCCUCCCCCUGUCUGACGUCCGCUGACCCCACCCCCGUGCAGGACCUAGAGGAGAUCGAAGAAUGGAACGAAUUCGGCGAGCUGCGCCUGGUGGUUAACAGCGUCCAGGAGAUGGACGGCAUGCCUGCCACCAGCAACCCCCUCCCUGCCACCCAAGCUACGUCCGAGCCCGCGACGACACCCAAGGAGCCCGAGCCCGCUACUCCCAAGCCUUCCACCAUUAAGAUACAAAGCCCACCCGCAAAGACCGAAGAAAAGAAGGACGAAUCGGCUGUGUUGGCCCUCCGCCAGGCUAGUCAAGAAGCCGCCUCUCAAGCUAAGAACAAAUCCGACGAGAAGAAGGCACCGAAGGAGGAAAAACCAGCUGAAUCCCCGAAGCCAUCAUCUCCUGUAACCAAGGCCCAUCGAGGCUCCGUCGCUCCUGAGCUGCCUGAUACCGCGCCAGAUUCCCCCAAGACUACAAAACGACCUGCGUUGGUUGUGCCUGAGGAGGCGGCCGUUUCGUCGGCAAACUUCCAUGCUGAAAAUGCGGACCUUCUGGGGCUUGUCGAACACCACCGUGGCUCAAUCAUCUCGGCUACCGAUAAAGCGGAACAGGAUAAGAUGGUGACGGAGAUUCGUCAGUCUGUUACUGGCGAAAGUCAGACCGGGAACCUGGACGCUCUGCGCGAGGAGGCUGCGCAGAAGAAGGCUGCGGAGGAGCCCAUUGUCGAGGAGCCUAAGAACUCGGAAACCUCAGAGGAGGACGCCAAAGCUGCUGCGGAGAAGAAAGAGGAGGGUGGUAAAAAGGAAGAGGCUGAGAGAAAGGGGGCUGAUAAUAAGGUUGAGGAACAAAAGGAGGAUGCCGCGGCCUAG